Messenger RNA from Ixodes scapularis (black-legged tick), 697 nucleotides. RefSeq lists its product as uncharacterized. Lineage: Eukaryota; Metazoa; Arthropoda; Arachnida; Ixodida; Ixodidae. The transcript is spliced from 5 exons. The record is from RefSeq and is a predicted model, not a curated record. Bases 19 to 534 code for a protein of 171 amino acids.
GAAGCUGCAGGCAACUUCAUGGUCCCACCCUCAUCAAGCUCUCCAGAUUUCUCACGUCUUAUACUAAGAGAGCUUCGCUUUGUAAAGAAGCAACUGAAAACAAUAACCAAAAAGCUGUUGGAAAGAGAAGAACCUUGCGAGCCAGCUGAAGAAGCCUGUAUUUCACUACCAUUGAAAACAGAUGCAGAUGUUGAUGAAAUUGAGGAAAAGCUGAAAGCAAGCCAGGAGUUCUGCCUGCAACUGGCCCGGCAGCUUGCUGGUAUUGGGGGCAACACCCCUCGUACUGCCACUGCUCGCAUCCUUGCAAAGUUGUUUGAAGACUCACAGGGGCAGAAAUAUAGCCUCUAUGGACAGAAGGGGAAGCGUGUGUUUGCUACAAUGGAGUUGUUCAGUGUGCUUCAGAAAGCAGUCAGACUGAUAAAAGGCCUGAGUGGUGCAACGCUUGAAGAAAUUGAAGCAGGAGCCAAGGGUUGGCUGAAGAACUGCCGAGCACGCGUAAAUAGCGCCACAAAAAGGAAGCUUCCACGAGUCUGAGAGUUAAGAAACUUCCAUGAGUCAGCCGGAAACUUCCUCAAGUCAUCUGGAUUGCAAGCCAUUAUUUCAUUUCUUAUUGUUUUAAAACUAAUAAGCAGUGCAUUGAAAGCUUCAAUUAUAUUUACGUACCUAUUUUACUAAUAAACAUGUUUUUACAGUUCUU